CUUCAUUGAAUAGAGUCAAAACAGGGAAGAGUGGAUGACUGAAACGAGAAAUAGGUCGUAGCCCCAUUGCACUUUUUAAUGUAUUAGUCCAUGUCCUCGUAAUUUUUUUUUUAAUUCAUUCCAUUAUCUAACUUUUGACAUCUGGCUCUAAUCUUAGCCAGUCCAGCCUCAGCCCCAUUGUUAAUCACGUUAAACAUUCAUUUGCACCGCAUCUCCUUCUUCUCACUCUUUCUGGCUUUCUCACCUUCAUUGAAAAGCGAGGCAUGGCUACUGCUGCGACUGCAACAACGAUGCCCUUGAGUCAACAACACACUCAUUUUCAACAAAAACCAGUGUCUUCCUCUUCAGCCUCUCCAUCUUCCUCUUCAUUAUACCGGCCUGCUACUUCAGACGCGCUUCUCGAGACUCUCGUCGAUAGCCAUAACCAGCUCAAUCCUAAUACUGAACACGCAUCGGCGCCCUUGCCCCUCCACGUCCAGCAGCUGCCUACUCCAAGAACAUCUAUCUCCUCCGGUGCGUCCUCAUCUCCAGAGAACCUUUCCCCCGACUUGUCUCUCUCUCAAACGCACACUUCUGUAACCACUCGCCAGAGCCAACAACAGGGUCAGUUUUACAAUAAUAGAGCCAAUUCCCCAUCAUUGCAAUUGGCGUCUGCAAAGCCCUCGUCUCCGUCUCUAUCUUUAUCUUCCUCUCACUCUGGUCAGAGCAAUAUUGCCUCACCCAAUCAGCCCAGUCAACACAGCCCACUUCACCGAUCAUCGUUGGCUCAACAGCCACCUUACCCCACUACAUCCCCUGGACAGAGCUCCAAGCUUAAUCCGGCUUUUUACCGCCCGAACCCUUCGUCAUUGUCCGCGGCCUCACCUCUUGGAGCAGGUGUAGGCUCCACAACCAUAGCAUCCAGUCUGUAUACCUCCAGCAGCGGGGUAGGAGGAGCGUCUGUAGUUGCUACCCCCGCUGCAGGAGUCGGGAGCGGCACCUCAUCCAUCUCGACAGGAACAUUCAAUUCGACCACAAUCGGUGGACGCACCACGCAUCAGGCUCACCAUCAACAUGACCAAUACGACACACAACUGCAGAUGCAGCAAGAACAGCUCUUAGAGGAUGAUGAGCGAGAGCUGCAGAAAAAGAAUGCUCGUUCAGCCAUCAGCGGUGUAUCAGGCUUCUUGCCUCCAGCCAUCAACAUGGGUCUGAUCAAAGUCGUUCAGUCUGCUAAGGAUGCUGUCAACAACUCUCCUCAUUCACCUCAUAGCAAGAUGUCUUUGCCGACAAGUCGGCUACCAAUCAUUACAGAAGGACGGUCUACUACCAGUGCUUUUGCACCUCGCUCUCGCUUCAGAUUCUCAACCGGCUCAAUUGUACAAGCAUUGAAGCUACCUUUGAUCUGUUUAUCAUGGUACAUGUCUUCGGCCGUGACCAACAACAUUGGUAAACAGAUCAUGAACCAAUUCCGGUACCCUGUAACGUUGACGUUUGUUCAGUUUUGGUUUGUAUCGAUCUUCUGUUUCAUUGCUGGAGCAGGCUUCAAGAUGACACGGAUCCGAAGACCUACAAGAGCCAUUUUGGAAAUGACAGCGCCAUUGGUUGGUUUCCAGGUGGUUGGACAUGUGUUUUCAAGUGUAGCCAUCAGUCGUGUUCCUUUGAGCGUUGUCCACACUGUCAAGGCCCUCACGCCAUUAUUUACAGUACUCUUCUAUCGCGUUGUACUCGGCACAACAUAUAGUCGGCCAGUUUACCUUUCUCUUGUACCUUUGAUGGCUGGAGUUAUGUUAGCUUGUCGAAUGUCGCUUGAGUUCAAUAACGUAGUUGGUCUCGGCUGUGCUUUGGCAUCAACCUUAGUAUUUGUGAUGCAGAAUGUAUUUACGAAAAAAAUCUUGUCCAGUGGAAAGUCAAAACAACAGCAGCAACAGCAGCAUCAAGAAGAGAUGAGCAUGCAUGGGCUGGGUAACAAAGAACCCAUCAACGGCUCUUCCAAUGAUCCUAUUGAUCAAGCCCUUGGCGCUGGCCCCAAGCUGGAUAAGAUCAACAUUUUGUUUUAUUCAUCCACAUUAGCAGCUGUCUGUAUGAUCCCAAUGUGGCUCUAUACUGAAGGAUGGACACUCAUCUUUUCAGAAGAUCCAUUGAAACACUCUUCUGGAUCCACAGGCACAUGGAGCGUGAUCCUCUGGCUCCUAUUUUUGAACGGCGUAUCACACUUCUUCCAAAACUUUUUGGCAUUUUCGGUUUUGGCACUCACAUCUCCAGUCACAUACUCAAUUGCCUCGUUGGUGAAGCGUAUUGUGGUGAUCGUGGCCAGUAUUAUCUAUUUCCAUCAGACACUGGGCAUUACUCAAUGGACCGGAGUCUGCUUGACGUUCUGGGGACUAUGGAUGUAUAAUUCAGCCAAGAACGCAACCAAAGUUAACCCGGGAACAGGGAUUUUGGCGACCACCAAAGUAGGCAGGAGAAUGAGUCGUGGAUUCGGAAAGGGAAGCACGUUGGAUGAAGAUACAUCACUGUCCUCUUCUAGUUCUUCCAUGGGUGGCAAUAGGAACAGUAAAGCAGGGUUUUUGGUUUAAAAAUAAAGAAGUAAAAAACAGGAAGAUUAAAGAAUAAAGAACAG
This is a messenger RNA of Lobosporangium transversale, 2602 nucleotides long. RefSeq names its product triose-phosphate transporter family-domain-containing protein. Gene Ontology annotation, cellular component: Golgi apparatus; endoplasmic reticulum. Gene Ontology annotation, molecular function: phosphoenolpyruvate transmembrane transporter activity; antiporter activity. The record is from RefSeq and is a predicted model, not a curated record. Gene Ontology annotation, biological process: phosphoenolpyruvate transmembrane import into Golgi lumen. The transcript is spliced from 2 exons. Lineage: Eukaryota; Fungi; Mortierellomycota; Mortierellomycetes; Mortierellales; Mortierellaceae. The coding region runs from base 264 to 2558 and encodes 764 amino acids.